Blastocystis hominis is the source of this 688-nucleotide messenger RNA. RefSeq lists its product as hypothetical. The transcript has 4 exons. Gene Ontology annotation, biological process: translational initiation. Gene Ontology annotation, cellular component: eukaryotic translation initiation factor 4F complex. The record is from RefSeq and is a predicted model, not a curated record. NCBI's taxonomy places the organism in Eukaryota, Bigyra, Opalinata, Blastocystidae. The coding region runs from base 1 to 579 and encodes 192 amino acids. Gene Ontology annotation, molecular function: translation initiation factor activity; RNA 7-methylguanosine cap binding.
AUGAGUUUUAAUGAUAGGGUAAUCCGAUUUUUAACUAUGCUGUUUAUUUCCAAAAAACAAACCGAAUUUUUCUACGAUUUGACUAAAGUCUAUUUUUCCUAUUCUUAUUUCGAUUAUUGGAUACAUAUGAGUUAUAAUACGGAUAUUAGUUACCACAGACUACGAAACCACUACCGAUUCUGGAGAUCUCAAAAUACUGUAGAAGGAAAGGAUGAGUUUUUCAAUGGGCUCGAGGACCUUGGAUUAUGUAAGACAGUUGAAGAUUUUUGGCAGAUAUACCUGUCGCUUCCUAUUGUUGGUACCAAUAACGCUUCUCGUUAUUAUUUGUUCAAAAAUAACAUUGAACCUACAUGGGAACACGAAAAGAAUGCCCAGGGCGGAAGAGUGAUUGUAUCCAUUAAUCGAAAGGACCUAGCUCCGUAUUUAUGGGAAGUUCUGCUUCUCACCACGAUCGGUGAACAGUUUGAUGUGGGAAGCGAGAUCUGUGGAGUAUCCGUAACAAUUAAGCGUAACACAUGUACUUUUAUGGUGUGGAACAAGACAGCAACGUUUGAGCAAGCUAUCCACAAAAUUGAGUAGGCUUUCGAAAAUGGUUUUCUCCUAGAAUGAAAUUGCGGCUUGUAUGGAACGCUCCGCAGCAUCUGCGAAUGGUUUACAAGAUAAAUAAGGUAGCGAUGGAGAAGGUUGC